GAGAGAGUGGACAAGAUACACACUAGAGAGCCUUCGCAUAUUAGAGAAUAGAAAAAGAACGAUGAAUACAAAAGAAGACACAGAUGAUAUUGCGGCUACUUAUUUAUUAUGUUUGUGACAAGAAAAUCAGUAUGACAAGUGUACCAAACGAUAAUGGUACAGAGCAUUGUGUGCUUUUAAGUGUUUAUGUUUUAGUGUUUAUAUGUUUAUGUGUUUAUAUGUUAACAAAUAUACGUAUAUGAAAAUUGGCCCCUGAGGAUGCUAAGGAGUUUAGCGAAACGUAGGGCAAAGCAGUGAAGAAAAAACGUUGUUUUUACUUGCACUAAUCACCAACUAGGCCAAAGAAGCUCAUCAAAAUUAAUAAAAUUUAGUCAAAUUUAACGUCUACUCAAUAAGCAUUCAUUGCUGCUGAUAGUGAGCUGCGCAACAAUAACCUCAGCUUAUCUGCCGCCAUUCAAUUAGUUUGCGCUCGCCGCUUGACCUGCUAGCGACGAUGGCUAAUCUGCUUUCGAUGCGUAAUUUAGCGAUAUUUUGUAUUUUGGCCAAUGGCUUGGUUUUCGUUCUACUUUCGGAGUUGCCCACGUUACGUAGCUUCACGCCGCUUGCGGAACGCGUGCGUGCCUACGAAACUGUGCGCGCCAACAUAUUGAAGAAGGAGAUAAGCGCACAACUCGGCGGCGGCGUGCUGCUCAAUGCCAAAGAAAUGGCGCUCAAUGAACUGAUCAUGCUGGAGAAGAGACGCGAACUGGAGCUGAGCUUGACAAAUUUGAGCCACUUUCAAGCGGCACAACACUUUUUUCGCUCAAAUGAGAAAAUCAACAAAACACCACUCUUUCAGCUGUUGCGCGGUAUGCCGAAAGGCGGCGUUUUGCAUGCGCAUGAUAUGGCGCUGUGUAGCAGUGAAUACCUGUUGCGGCUGACAUAUCGAGAGCAUUUGUGGGUUUGUGUUUCACGCAGUGAGACAAAAGAGUACGAGCGGCUGCGUUUCUCUUUGUUGCGGCCGCAGAGCGAGCAACCGUGCGAAUGGUUGCUUUUGAGCGACUUACGUGGGAAUGAGCGUGGCGAUGUUGUUGAUAAGAAAUUAUUAGCGCAAUUGACUAUGUAUCCGCAAGUGCAGUUCGACAAUGAGGAUGUGGUGUGGAAGCGUUUUCGUAGCAUAUUUCGACUUGUUUUUGGGCUGUUGACCUAUGCCCCCGUAUGGGAGGAGUACAUCUACAGGGCGCUGGAGGAAUUUCACGCAGAUGGCGUGCAAUAUUUGGAAAUACGUUCCUUAUUACCGAUAUUUUACGACCUAGUUGGUGGCAACUAUACCAUACUGAAUACGACGCGAGCAAUGCGCAAUGCGGAAUUACGUUUCCGCGCAACGCAUUCGGACUGGAUUGGUUCGCGGCUGAUCUAUGCGCCCACGCGAAAAGUUAGCGACGCUCGUUUCGUCGAGUAUCUCGGCAAUGCGCUGUUGUUGAAGUCCCAAUUCCCCGACUACCUUGCCGGCUUCGACUUGGUUGGCUAUGAGGCCGAGGGUCGCCCAUUGCGUGAUUAUGCUCGCGAGCUUCUCGCUGUACAAGAUGAAAUCAACUUCUAUUUUCAUGCUGGCGAAACCAAUUGGUAUGGCUCAAGCAUCGAUGAAAAUCUGCUCGACGCUGUGCUUCUCGGCACUAAGCGCAUUGGUCAUGGCCUGGCGCUGCUUAAGCAUCCUGAGGUGUUGCGUUUGGCGCGUUUGCGAAAUAUUGCCAUCGAAGUGAGUCCGAUAUCAAAUCAAGUGUUGCAAUAUAUUGGCGAUUUGCGUACUCAUCCCGCUGCGGUGUUGUUUGCGCAAAAUUAUCCGGUUGUGAUCGCUUCGGAUGAUCCAUCAUUUUGGAAGGCUACGCCGCUAACACAUGACUUCUAUGUGGCAUUUAUGGUGAUUGGCUCGCAGAAGGCAGAUCUUGGCAUGCUAAAGCAGUUGGCUUGGAACUCGAUUGCUUAUGGAGCAUUUGAACAGACUCAGCGGGAGGAAGCCUUUGAGAAAUGGAGUAAAAGAUGGGAGGAAUGGAUUGACAAUGUCCUGAGGUAGACGACAGGAUGCGAAUAAAAAUGUUUGUGCAUUUUUCUACUUUGAAAAUUUAAAAUUUUUUCUGAUGAUUAAGA
Molecule: messenger RNA, 2127 nt
Organism: Rhagoletis pomonella (apple maggot)
Lineage: Eukaryota; Metazoa; Arthropoda; Insecta; Diptera; Tephritidae
Product: adenosine deaminase 2-like
Exons: 4
Coding region: 494-2053 (519 amino acids)
Biological process (GO): inosine biosynthetic process; adenosine catabolic process
Molecular function (GO): adenosine deaminase activity
Source: RefSeq, a predicted model, not a curated record